Gekko japonicus is the source of this 2533-nucleotide messenger RNA. RefSeq names its product methyl-CpG binding protein 2 (gene MECP2). Bases 244 to 1491 code for a protein of 415 amino acids. The transcript has 4 exons. Gene Ontology annotation, cellular component: nucleus; heterochromatin. Gene Ontology annotation, biological process: negative regulation of transcription by RNA polymerase II. NCBI's taxonomy places the organism in Eukaryota, Metazoa, Chordata, Lepidosauria, Squamata, Gekkonidae. Gene Ontology annotation, molecular function: double-stranded methylated DNA binding; chromatin binding; methyl-CpG binding. The record is from RefSeq and is a predicted model, not a curated record.
GCGGCGCCGAGCGGAGACGAGGAGAGAUUACUCCAGGCAGCUAACAAAGCAACAAGAGUUUCAGGGACACAAAAACAGCCCAGCCGUCCGUCAACAAGGGAAGAAAAAUCCGAGGACCAAGACUUGCAGGGUCUGAAGGACAAGUCCUCCAAAGCCAAAAAGGUCAAGAAGGAAAGGAAGGAGGAAAAACAGCAUGAGCCAGCACAGCCUUCUGCGGAACCCGCGGAAGCAGGCAAAGCAGAGAUGUCGGAAGAAGCGGGAUCUGCCCCAGCUGCCCCUGAAGCCUCGGCGUCCCCCAAGCAGCGCCGCUCCGUCAUCCGGGACCGUGGGCCCAUGUACGACGACCCCACCUUGCCCGAAGGCUGGACCCGCAAGCUCAAGCAGAGAAAAUCCGGCCGCUCGGCGGGGAAGUACGACGUCUACCUUAUCAACCCCCAGGGGAAAGCCUUCCGUUCUAAAGUUGAGCUUAUUGCCUACUUCGAGAAGGUGGGUGACACUUCACUGGAUCCCAACGAUUUUGAUUUCACGGUAACUGGACGUGGGAGUCCCUCCCGGCGAGAGCAGAAGCCUCCCAAGAAACCCAAAGCCACAAAAACGUCUGGCACGGGCCGGGGCCGGGGUCGGCCAAAAGGCAGCGGUUCGGCCAAGGCCAAAGGAGCUGUUUCGGAAGGCGUCCAGGUGAAGCGGGUGAUGGAGAAGAGUCCUGGAAAGCUGUUGGUCAAGAUGCCUUUGCAGUCCUCUGCAGCAGGCGGAAAGGCAGAAGGCGCAGGUGGGGCGACCACCUCUGCACAGGUCAUGGUUAUUAAGCGUCCUGGACGCAAGCGGAAAUCCGAGUCUGACCCUCAGGCCGUGCCCAAGAAACGGGGGCGUAAGCCAGGUAGCGUGGCAUUAGUGCCGGUGGCCGAGGCCAAAAAGAAAACAAUCAAAGAGCCGGUGGUCCAAGCCGUGCAGGAGACAGUGCUGCCCAUCAAAAAGCGCAAGACACGCGAAACUGUCACCAUUGAGGUGGCCAAGCCGCCCCCGCCUCCUCCAAGCAACACAGGUGAGCGGAGCCCUAAGGGACAGCGAAUAGCUGCCAAGAGCCCCGGGCGCCGCAGCAAGGAGAGUAGCCCGAAGGGGCGGAGUGGCAACACUGUGCCAACCUCUGCCUCUUCCUCCUCCCCAGGCAAGAAGGAUCAGCAUCACCCUCCUCAUCAGCCACCUCCGGAACCUCAAGGCAGCCCCCCGGCUCAGCCCCCAGAAAGCCCCAAGGACAGCAAGAGCCUCCUCGCUGAACCCCAGGACUUGAGCAGCAAGAGCUGCAAAGAAGAGAAGGCUCCCGAAAGCGACGGCUGCCCCAAGGAGCCCCCUAAGACUCAGCCCGGCGGCACAGCAGUGCCCUACAAACACGAGCGCAAAGACACUGUGUCGUCCUCCGCAGCCAUGCCCCGGCCAACGAGCAGGGACGAGGCUGUGGACACCAGGACGCCUGUCUCAGAGCGAGUCAGCUGACUGUGAGGGGGGAGAGCGAGCAAGUUGAGCGCCAGAGGAAACAAAGAGAGGGACAGGCACUCCCAGCCCCACACACACCCCAGUUGAAACUCCAGGCAACUGCCGGGUAGGACCCCCCUCACCCCACCCCUUUCCUCGCAGUGCCCCUGCUUCCAAGCAGUCCGCUUUCCCCCAAAAUGAUUCUUCCUUUGUCCCCCAUCUUCCUCCCACUUUUUAAUACAGACAAGCACAGUGUGGGGUGCAGAGACACGCCUCCCAGGGCUGGAAGCCACUUUGCACUUUUUUACCGAAUGGGGGCACCCUCUCCCUGCCGCCCCGCCCCGCCCAGGCCCCUUCUGCCAGGCUUUGCUGCAUAUACUACUGACAAGGCAAGCUUGUUUGGCAGGGGAGGGGCAGCUUCAGACUCUGGCCUGUGGCCCCCAUCCUGCCUGACCCUCCCCAUUACAGAGGCCCUGCGGACAGAUCAGGGGAGGGACGGGGGGGAGGGGGGCACGUGUGUAUUCCACUCCACCUCCCUAGUGCCAUGUAAUGUAGUCGUCAAGUCUUAAUUGGAGUUCUGUAGUUUUCAGUAGGAUGUGUGCAUGCAUGUCUGCGUGAACGAGAGAGAUGGGGCCAGGAGUGCCCCUCGGGGGAGCUGAUAUUUCCCCAUCUCCCAGUCAGACCAGCAAUUAGGAACGACCUCCCCUCCCCUCCCCCCAAAGACAGUUCUGCUAAGAGACGACUGGGGCAACGGGGAAGGGCCAGCUUUGGAAGAAUGUCUUCCCUCCACACGCGUAUCUCGAAAGGAGGGGCCUUUGGGUUCGUUAAAGCAAUCUCUGAGUGUGCCGGAGCGUGCGUGGGUGUGGGUGCGCGCACACACACGUGCUUGUCGCAUGCGAAGAGUUAAAAUGAGAAGUUCUUCCAGUUCAUGUCGACGAUGUUAGCUUAGGGAACUGUUUGCACUAAUGGGGGCCUUCGCCCACCUGCCCGGGAGGCUUUGGCGUGAAAGACGUACGGAGUGUGCCUGUGUAUAUUGUGGUGGGACCGGGGGGUGGGGAGAGAA